Molecule: messenger RNA, 3643 nt
Organism: Cyclopterus lumpus (lumpfish)
Lineage: Eukaryota; Metazoa; Chordata; Actinopteri; Perciformes; Cyclopteridae
Product: arf-GAP with Rho-GAP domain, ANK repeat and PH domain-containing protein 1
Biological process (GO): signal transduction
Molecular function (GO): GTPase activator activity
Source: RefSeq, a predicted model, not a curated record
GUAAGUCGUUUGGAUAAAAGCGUCAGCUAAAUGACAUGAAAUGUAAUGUACAUGUUAUGUAAUGUAAUGUAAUGGUCAUUGAUAGGAGACGAAGGUGACUCCUGAUUGGUCGGUUUUUCUUGUCCUCCAGAUGACUCCUCCUCCACUUCCUGUCCCGAAGCCUCGAGCUCGUUACAUGGAGACAGUUCUAAGCUCCGCCUCCUCUUUGGACAGAGAUGUGAUUGGUGAAACUCUUCAACCAGUUUUGCCUAAUGGGGUUGAACUGAGCACAGGCGAAGGGGCUCCUCCUCUUCCUCCUGUCUUCCCGACUUUGGCUGGCGUUACUAACGUCAUCGCCACCAGCAUCCCGUCAUUGGCUGGAUUUGCUAGGUCCAUUGGAGGCCAUGCCCCCACCCCGUCUGCUCCCUCGGCCCCCCCCUCCGCAGACGGCAUGGCUAACAGCAUCGCCGCCCACAUACCUAGCUUAGCAGGGACUGCUAGCACUGUGGCUAACCUAAACCCCCCCAGCGCGCCUGAACCUGCACUUAGCACUGUUAGCUUAGAUAGUGUGAUUAGCUCAUUGGCUAACAUACCCAGUUUAGUGGGAAUUGUUAGCAUCGUUGCUAAUCCUGGCCUGCCACCCUUGACUGAUAAAACACCCCCCCCCUCAUUGCCGAGGGGCGGAGCCAUUCACACAGAUGUUGGAGCGUUGUCUCAGCUGGUGAUGUCAUCAUUAGACCAGAAGGCAGGAGUCACCUUGCCUCCACUAGAGGGAGCUGCUGAGCCACCGGAGGAGGGUUGUAAACGGGCUCCUCACACCAUCAGAGAAGAAAGCCCGCAUGUAACUGUGUUGGCUUGUUGGGCGAGCCAGGACGAAGCUGACACAGACUCAUCCAAUGAGGAGGAAGAUACAGGAGUUAACCACACACUCCCGGGAGCCGAUGCACCAAUGGAAGGAGAUACAGCUUCCAAUACAAACAUCCCGUCCAAUCCUUCGGGUCGUCUGGUCCCCACGAGGCCUGCCCAGCCCCCUCCUCAUCCUCCUGGCCAAUCAGGAAAGCCUCUGAAACAGAAGACUCCCAGAGGGGCCACAAUCCGAGUGUCUAGGAAGAAGGGGGGCAGUGGGAACCCCGGUCCCCAGAACGCUGUGGUCCGAGCCAGCUGGCUGGAUGUCUGGAAGGGCUUCAGACACAAUGUUUUAUGGGCGACGUUGGACGGACAGCUGAUGUCUCUGUGGAAGAAACGCACAGACCGGUUCAGCGAGGUGCUCUUUCACGUGUCCAGCAUCACCAACGUGAAGAAACAGGAUAAAGGCCGAUUCUCUGUUUACUUCCGGAAGAAGCAUUAUGACUUCAUGGCUCACAAUGAGGAGGUUCAAAGAGGUUGGGUCAUGUCUCUGCUCACCGCUCGAGGCCAGCCAAGCCCCUCCCCCCCGGAGCUCCACGGACCAAUCACCAUCAGGGACCCGCGUAGCCGGGCCUAUGCCACCGUCUGGGGUCAUGACCUCUGGGUUUACCCCAACAAGGAGAGCUUCCAGCUGGGCAUCGCCUCUUUCUCGGUCCCCCUGAACGUGGCCACAGUGAAGUCUAUGGGAAAGCACUCAUUUACCCUCAUCACUCCAUACAGGAGCUUCAACCUGUCUGUUGACUCGUCGAAGGAGCUGUCCGUCUGGCUGGAUGGCCUGUCCUCCUUCAUUUGCAGCGCUCUGUCCAGCAGCCAGGUGGCGCUGCGUCUUUGGCAGAACCCCGACAACAAAGUGUGCGGCGACUGCGGCUCGGCCAAUCCUGAGUGGGCGUCGGUCAACCUGCUGCUGGUCGUCUGUCACACUUGUGCAGGUCAGCAUCGAGCUCUGGGCAGCAACCUGUCCAAGGUACGCAGUCUGAAGAUGGACAACAAGGUGUGGACUGAACCACUCAUACAGCUGUUCCUUACCCACGGUAACCGGCUGGCCAAUCAGGUGUCUCCUGCGGUCCCAGCAGCGGAGCAGCUGACUCCAGGGUCGUCUGACGAAGAGAGGUCAAAGUUCAUCCAGGACAAAUACAGAAGGGGCUGCUACAGACGAGUCCACGCCCUGACAUCUUCCCCCUCUCUGAUGGAGCAGAGGCUGUGUCAGGUGGUUUGUGGAGACGACGUAGAAGAAACGAUGUCACUGAUCUGUUCAGGAGCAAAGGUGUGUCAGUCAGACCCUCAGAGCCCCUCCCCCAUCCUGCUGGCUGAAAGGGCAGGACAGGCUCUGCAGACGGAGCUGCUCCGCCUCAAUGAGUACACGGACGUUCCACCUUACCUGCCCAAGAGAGUUGACUCCGCCCCCUCAGUUGAGGAAGAGGAGGAGCUUCAUGGUAAACUGGAGGAGGACCGUUUUCUCUUCUCAUUGGAGAACGACUCGGCUGCUUGUGACGUUCUGGACUUGAGAGAAGUUCUGUCUGUGUUCCUCAAAGACGGACCGGCUCCUGGGUUUGAAAUGGUGACUCUGAGCGAUCAGCUGAUCUGUGCUGCAGACAGUGAGGAGGGGCUGCUGAGUCACCUGGUUCACAUCCUGAAGGUGAUUCUCCCAGGGGGGGUGUCUUAUGCAGAGGUGGGCGGAGCUUCUGCAGUCAGUAAAGUGCGUGUAGUAGAAGUGGGUGGAGCCUCAAGUUGUUCUGAUGCCUGGUUGUUGCUGUUGGAGGACGAAGUCAGUCUGCAUCCCGUCCACAGACUCACACAACAGCCUCUGAGGAUGGAUCUCCACAUGCUCACUCACCAUGAAAUGGAUCUAUCUGAAAACACCAUCACCAUGGUGACUACAGACAGGAAUGUGUCACUGCGCUUCGAGGAGCAGCACAGCUGUCGGUCCUGGUUCAGCCACCUGCAGAGAGCUCUGACCAAUCAGACCUCAGCUCGUCAGCGUCCUCCCGCAGCCAAUCAGAGUUCAGCUGGUCAGCGUCCUCCAGCAGCCAAUCAGAUCUCAGCUCGUCAGCGUCUGUACAUGGUGGUGGACUUGGCCUUGAGGGGUUCGGUCCCGCCGGCCAUCGAGCGCUGCAUCUCCCACAUCACAACGUUUGGUCUGAAGGUGGAGGGCGUGUACCGCCGCUGUGGUCUCGCAUCCAAAGUCACCCGAUUGGUGGAGGCUCUGAUGACAUCACCUGACUCCACCCCUCUGGAGCAUGACGAGCAGGGUGUUUUAGAUGCUGGUGCCGCCCUCAAACAAUAUGUCCGCCAGCAGGAGAGUUUACUCCCUGACAGAGACAGACAGCAAUGGAUGCACGCUGCAAUGAUUACAGACCAACACUCCAGGUUUUCAGACUACCGACGGUUGCUACGACAACUGCCUGAUGACAACCGAGCAACUCUGAGCGCACUGUUUGGACACUUUUACAUGGUCCAGAUGUUCUCUCAGGUCAACAGGAUGUCGGCUCAGAACCUGGCUCUGGUUCUGGUCCCGACUCUGUUUCAGACUCUAAACCAGGAUCUGCUCAGACUCACCAGAGAGUUCAUAAUCCACCAUACCCUGCUGUUUCUGACGCCUGAGAAGGAGGAGGAGGAGCAGAUCACUGUGUUCUGAAGAAGUCCUUCCAGCUGGUCUGAGAUCCGAUGUCAACAACAUCGUUUACUAAUGAACUCUUUAAAUGCUUUUCAAUGGACCUUCAAUUGUUGAAUCAGUGUUACUCAACUUUUAAUGUUUAAA